This is a messenger RNA of Arabidopsis arenosa, 1341 nucleotides long. The record is from the annotation of a GenBank genome assembly. NCBI's taxonomy places the organism in Eukaryota, Viridiplantae, Streptophyta, Magnoliopsida, Brassicales, Brassicaceae.
GUAAUCUUCAGAUCGGAUCGAUUCGUUGGUCAAGAGGAGACUGUGCGUAGUGUGAUUCGUGAGGAUGGGCUGUUCGUUUUCUGGAUUGAACGCGCUUUACGACGCCGUCAACGGUGGAGGUGACGUCUGGAUCAAUGAGAAUCGGUUCAGGAUCGUCAGGCAGCUCGGCGAAGGAGGUUUCGCAUUCGUCUUUUUGGUCAAGGAAAUUGUCGCCGACGCUUCCUCCGCCGCAUCCGGUGGUGGUCUAGCUAAGAAAGUCAAGGAUCCGGCUCAUCUCUCCGCUGAUGGAACUUAUGCUAUGAAGAAAGUUUUGAUUCAGAACAAGGAGCAACUGGAAUUGGUGCGGGAGGAAAUCCGUGUUUCAUCAUUGUUCAAUCACCCUAAUUUGCUUCCACUCCUUGAUCAUGCCAUUAUUUCUGUUAAGGACGGCCAAGAGGGAGCUUGGAAACACGAGGCCUUCUUGCUAUUUCCUGUUCACUUGGAUGGGACCUUGCUGGAUAAUUUCACAUUGAUGAAGGCUAAAAAGGAAACAUUCUCAACAACUGAUGUUUUGCACAUAUUCCGUCAGCUUUGUGAUGGACUCAAACACAUGCACUCUCUGGAGCCACCUUAUGCUCACAACGAUGUCAAACCUGGAAACGUGCUUUUAACACGUAGAAAAGGACAGCCUCCUCUUGCGAUAUUGAUGGACUUUGGAAGUGCUCGCCCAUCACGGAAGCAAAUCCGUUCCCGUCAAGAGGCCUUACAGUUACAGGAAUGGACAUCUGAGCAUUGUUCAGCACCGUUUCGAGCUCCCGAGCUCUGGGAUUGCCCAAGCCAUGCAGAUAUUGAUGAGAGAACAGAUAUCUGGUCACUAGGCUGCACAUUAUAUGCAAUAAUGUACGGUGUGUCUCCAUUCGAGUAUGCUCUUGGAGAAUCUGGUGGAAGUCUUCAGCUCGCAAUUGUGAACGCUCAGAUCAAGUGGCCAAACACUGGACCAAAGGCUUCUUAUCCUGAAGCUCUUCACCAGUUCGUAACUUGGAUGCUGCAACCACAGGCUGCGGUUCGACCGCGCAUAGACGAUAUCAUCAUCCAUGUCGACAAGUUGAUCGCUAAAUUCACCAAAUGAUUUCCUAAUUAUGGUGGUUUUCAAAAAAAGGUGAAAGGAGGAAAAGAAAAAGACUCUUUAUACAUUGCUUUGUCUCUUUUUUUUAUGUGCUUAGCUGUUUUUCAAAAAUCCCAUAUUAGAUACAUAUUUAAUAGUAUUACAUUGCUCUUCGUAAUGUAUUUUGCACUAUUUAGGAUUCGGGGUUUUCUUUUUGACUAUGGGAAGUUGUGAACGAAUAAAUUUACUUAAAAGGG